GCCGGCCUGCGUGUGUUUACAUCCGGCCCGGCGUGCCGCGUCGCCGCCCGAUGUGGUUCGGCUGGGCUCGUAGCCUUCGCACCAUGGACACCAGCGAUCUGUUCGCCAGCUGCAGGAAGGGGGAUGUGGGCCGAGUGCGGUACCUGCUGGAGCAGCGGGACGUGGAGGUGAACGUGCGGGACAAGUGGGACAGCACCCCCUUGUACUAUGCCUGCCUGUGUGGGCACGAGGAGCUGGUACUCUACCUUCUAGCCAAUGGAGCCCGCUGCGAGGCCAACACCUUUGAUGGUGAGCGCUGCCUGUAUGGGGCGCUGAGUGAUGCCAUCCGCCGGGCACUGCGAGAUUACAAGCAGGUCACAGCCUCCUGCAGAAGGCGGGAUUACUAUGACGAUUUCUUGCAGCGGCUUCUGGAGCAGGGCAUCCACAGUGAUGUGGUCUUUGUAGUGCACGGGAAGCCGUUCCGGGCACAUCGCUGCAUCCUGGGUGCACGUAGCACUUACUUUGCCAACAUGCUGGACACCAAAUGGAAGGGCAAGAGUGUCGUGGUCCUUAGGCACCCACUGAUCAACCCCGUGGCCUUCGGGGCCCUGCUGCAGUACUUAUAUACAGGCCGGCUGGACAUUGGCGUGGAGCAUGUCAGCGACUGUGAGCGCCUGGCCAAGCAGUGCCAGCUCUGGGACCUGCUCAGUGACUUGGAGGCCAAGUGUGAGAAGGUGUCCGAGUUUGUGGCCUCUAAGCCAGGCACGUGUGUGAAGGUACUGACCAUUGAGCCUCCCCCAGCAGAUCCCCGCCUCCGGGAGGACAUGGUGCUACUGGCCGACUGUGCCCUGCCCCCUGAGCUCCGAGGUGACCUUGGGGAGCUGCCCUUCCCUUGCCCUGAUGGCUUCAACAGCUGCCCUGAUGUCUGCUUCCGAGUGGCCAACUGCAGCUUCCUCUGCCACAAGGCCUUCUUCUGUGGCCGCAGCGACUACUUCCGGGCCCUGCUGGACGACCACUUCAGAGAGAGCGAGGACCCAGCAGCCUCGGGGGGCCCCGCCACAGUCACCCUGCACGGCGUCUCACCCGACAUCUUCACCCACGUGCUGUACUAUGUGUACAGUGACCACACUGAGCUGCCCCCUGAGGUGGCCUAUGAUGUGCUGAGUGUGGCUGACAUGUACCUGCUGCCAGGCCUGAAGAGGCUGUGUGGCCGCAGCCUGGCCCAGCUGUUGGAUGAGGACAGUGUGGUGGGCGUGUGGCGUGUGGCCAAGCUGUUCCGCCUGGCACGGCUUGAGGACCAGUGCACUGAGUACAUGGCCAAGGUCAUCGACAAGCUGGUGGAGCAGGAGGACUUUGCAGAGGCCAUAAGGGAGGAGGCAGCAGCUGUGGCGGCCCGACAGGAGACAGACUCCAUCCCACUGGUGGACGACAUCCGCUUCCACGUGGCCAGCACGGUGCAGACCUAUAGCGCCAUUGAGGAGGCACAGCAGCGGCUGCGGGCACUCGAGGAUCUGCUGGUGUCCAUUGGCCUGGACUGCUGAGCCGGUGCUGGCUGCCCCUGGGGGCUCCCUUGGCGACAAGUGUGUGUGCAUGUCUGUGUGUGUGCUGUUCUUCCUGCUUCUUCACACUCGGCUUCGUGGUGGGUGGAGAGGCCUCACUGGGGCCUCUCUAUGAGCCUGGGGACCUCGGGGACGGUCUCUUUGAGAUGAGCCCCCUCUUCAAAUGCACAAGCCAGCCCCCAAGACCCUGGGGCUGGGCACCACUCAGGGUCUGUUAGUACCUCCCUCCUUCCCUCAAAGCCGCCUCCCCAGCACGGCACAGCCCUGGCUGGCCUGACCCUGCUUGCUUCUCUGAGCUGCUCACAUGCACAGGGCUGGUCAGGAGGGGCCAGGAGAGUCUGUGUAUGGCAAUAAAGCUUGAAUUUAUUGUGGGA
This is a messenger RNA of Nycticebus coucang (slow loris), 1912 nucleotides long. It is a transcript of the gene ABTB1, whose product is annotated as ankyrin repeat and BTB domain containing 1. The record is from RefSeq and is a predicted model, not a curated record. Gene Ontology annotation, molecular function: protein binding. The transcript has 12 exons. Gene Ontology annotation, cellular component: ubiquitin ligase complex; cytoplasm. Bases 51 to 1520 code for a protein of 489 amino acids. NCBI's taxonomy places the organism in Eukaryota, Metazoa, Chordata, Mammalia, Primates, Lorisidae.